Musca domestica (house fly) is the source of this 1429-nucleotide messenger RNA. RefSeq names its product large ribosomal subunit protein mL38 (gene mRpL38). Lineage: Eukaryota; Metazoa; Arthropoda; Insecta; Diptera; Muscidae. The coding region runs from base 96 to 1346 and encodes 416 amino acids. The transcript has 6 exons. The record is from RefSeq and is a predicted model, not a curated record. Gene Ontology annotation, cellular component: mitochondrial large ribosomal subunit.
UUAUUUAUCGACUGCUUACCAUUUCUAGUGGAGGCCGGGGCACUGCAACAUUUGGGUUGUAAAAUUAAAAGAAUUGAAUGAAAUUUUAACAUAAAAUGGCAUUUAGCAGUCUUUUGGUGAAAACACAAUUACCCCAAAGCCUACGGCAAUCAACCCCAUUGAUAUUGGCAUGUCGUCAGGGACAUACGGUACGUGGUAAGCCUGUCGGUGUAGCCAAAACAUUGGAACAACGUUUGGCAGAGGAAAAUAAACAGGAUCCCGAGCUGACAGCUCGCGUUAAUAUUGGCUUGCCCAAAUUGAAACAAUCACGUUCUGAAUUGUUCAAAGAUCGUUGGGCUCACAUUAAGGCACAACGUGCCAACACAGAAUUGGAGAAGAAGACCAGGAGUCAGCAGUUACUCAUUGACUUGAAACAAGUUGACCAGGAUUAUGGUCUGACAACUCGUGGUUUUGAUUUGCGUGUUAUUGCCGAUCAUUAUGGCAUUUUUGAAGAUUUGUUUGGUGCUGCCUAUUUUAUACCCAGAGUCAAUCUUAAUAUACAGUAUGAAGCUGAUGCCGAAACCCUGGUACCAGUUUACAAUGGCAACGUCAUUAAACCGAAGGAGGCAAGGAAUCAACCUUUGGUAAGCUUUGAUGGUACCACAGAUCCCAUUACAGGAAAACCACAAAAAGAAGAUUCCUAUUGGACUCUGGUUGCCACAAAUCCUGAUGGCCACUUCAAUGAAGGUGAUAAGGAAUAUGUACAUUGGUUUGUAUCCAACAUUCCUAAUGGUGAUGUACAAAAGGGUGAUGUGAUUGUUAAUUAUUUGCCACCAUUCCCACCCAAAGGCAUUGGCUAUCAACGUUUCGUAUUCAUUUUGUAUAAACAAAAUAAGAAACUAGAUUUUAGUUCCUUGAAAUUGGCCGAGGCUGACUAUGCGAACUUGGAUAAACGUACAUUCAAGACCUAUGAUUUCUAUCGUCAAUAUCAAGAUGAGAUAACGCCAGCUGGUUUGGCUUUCUAUCAAACGGAUUAUGAUAAAUCGCUGACGAAAUUCUAUCAUGAUGUGUUGAACCUAAAGGAACCCAUUUUCGAAUACGAUUUCCCCGAACCCUAUCUGGCUGACCAGAAAUUCUUCCCCCUGCGCCAGGCCUUUAAUUUGUACAUGGAUCGUCAUCGUGACAUCAAACAAGUGAACAAAGAAUAUUUGGAGCAAAAAUUGGCCAAAACACAUCCAUUCAAUGGCCCAGAGCCCGAGUUACGUUAUCCUAACGCCCAUCCCAUUAAGAAUAAACCAUCAUGGUUACGUACCGAAAUCAGAAAGCAACGUUUGCGCAUGGGCCGCAUUAAUGAUUAUGUGAAUUAAAUUGUUGGUUACUUUAUUUAUAAUUUGUUGUGCUUUGAUAUUCAAGGGAUGGAAUAAACAAAUGUAAUUUCGAAAGCUGCGAA